AACAGAUAAAAAGAUGUUGUUUUUUGUCUGUUGACUCUAGAUAGUUGCAAACCGCUUGUUUGUGUGUUCUUCUUGUUUCUUAAACCCUGAAUGUGAAGUUUAUAAAGCCUCAGUCUUUUUGUAGCAUUCCCAGAGUAAGAAUUGCUGAAAUGGGAACCCCAGAAGAAGAAGAUGAAGAAAAGCUUCUCAGAAAGAUAGAACGGCUAGAAGCGGGUCACGCACACCUCAAGCAAGAAAUGUCCAAUUUCCAGCUCCUCCAAAACCACAGGUCUCAUUCGAGGUUUGGUGCUGCUACGUCUAACCAACCCUCUUCUUCUUCUCUGCAUCAAAAUGGAAACAAGUAUCUCAAUAUCUUGCAGUCAAUGGGCCACUCUGUUCAUGUUUUGGAUCUUCAAUGUCGCAUCAUGUACUGGAACCCUAGUGCUGAGAAUCUGUAUGGUUAUGCAGCAGAAGAGGUUCUUGGGCGGGAUGGGAUUGAGAUGCUUGUGGAUCGUAGGGAUUUUGGUUUGGCCAAUGAUGUGUUCAAGCAUGUCAAAAUGGGAGAGAGUUGGAGAGGGCAGUUCCCUGUUAAGAAUAAGAAAGGCGAUAGGUUCUAUGCUGUGUCAACCAAUACACCUUUCUAUGAUGAAGAUGGAAGCUUGGUUGGGGUUAUUUGUGUCUCCUGUGAUUCACGGCCCUUUCUUGAAUCCAGAAUUCCCUUUCUAGGAGCAGAGAGUGCAGAACCUGUAUCGAGUUCCAAUGGUCGUAGGAGUAGCAUUUCAGAUAAACUUGGCCUUGACUCUCAGCAGCCACUUCAAGUUGCUCUGGCUUCGAAAAUUUCAAAUUUGGCUUCAAAGGUGAGUAACAAAGUUAAGUCUAGAAUGAGGACAGGAGAAUUUAGUGUCAAUCGUGAAGGUGGAAGCGGAGAAAGUCGUCAUUCUGAGCAUAGUUUGUCGGACUCUGCUGUUUCUGACCAGAGAGAAGAUGGUAAUUCCAGUGGAGCUAGCACUCCCAGAGGAGAUGUGCUAAAAUCUCCUUUUGGUUUAUUUUCUCAUGCUGAAGAGAAAUCCCAAGGGAAAACCAUGAGGGACUCCAAUGAUCAGAGUGAAGGAAAACCUAUUCACAAGAUCAUAACUUCUAAGGCUGAAACAUGGAUCCAAAAGAAAACAUUGUCAUGGCCUUGGAAGGCAAACGAUCAGGAAGGAUCUGAGGCAAGGAAUGUUCAAGCUGCUUCACCUUGGUCGCAGGCUGAUCAAGAGAAUGAGUUGACUAAUCAGAAGAAUCUGUCUUCUGGGUUGAAGCCAGAAAGCCAGGCAGGCGAAAGCAAUGGACCUGUUAAUAAUGAGGCUUCAGGAUCCUGGUCCUCGUUUGUUAACGUUAACAGCACAAGUAGUACCAGCAGCUGCGGGAGUGGUAGUAGUUGUGCUCCCAAUAAUAAAGUGGAUGUUUACUCCGAUUGCUUGGAUUAUGAAAUUUUGUGGGAGGACUUGACAGUUGGAGAACAAAUUGGGCAAGGUUCUUGUGGAACUGUUUAUCAUGCUCUGUGGUAUGGAUCGGAUGUUGCUGUCAAGGUUUUCUCAAAGCAAGAAUAUUCAGAUGAUUUGCUACUGUCCUUCAGACAAGAGGUGUCUGUCAUGAAAAGACUUCGCCAUCCAAAUAUUAUUCUAUUUAUGGGGGCUGUGACUUCACCUCAACAUUUAUGCAUCGUGACAGAGUUUCUCCCCCGGGGAAGCUUAUUUCGUUUGCUUCAGAGAAACACAUCCAAACUAGAGCGGAGACGGAGAGUUCAUAUGGCCGUAGAUAUUGCACGAGGUGUAAAUUAUCUUCAUCAUUGCAACCCCCCCAUCAUCCAUCGAGAUUUGAAGUCUUCAAAUAUUCUAGUUGAUAAGAAUUGGACUGUGAAGGUUGGUGAUUUUGGGCUUUCCCGUCUUAAACAUGAAACAUAUCUCACUACUAAGACAGGGAAAGGAACGCCUCAAUGGAUGGCACCAGAAGUUCUUCGUAAUGAACUGUCUGAUGAGAAGUCUGAUGUAUACAGCUUUGGGGUGAUAUUGUGGGAACUCACAACUGAAAAGAUUCCUUGGGAUACUCUCAACCCAAUGCAGGUUAUUGGAGCUGUAGGGUUUAUGAACCAUCGACUAGAAAUUCCAGAAGAUGUUGAUCCACAGUGGGCUUCUAUAAUUGAGAGCUGCUGGCACAGUGAUCCAGCUUGCCGACCAACAUUCCAGGAACUGGUCGAAAGACUUAGAGAACUGCAGAGACAGUAUGCAAUUCAAUUACAGGCAGCUCGAUCUGCCGAGGAAGGCACUCAAAAGGAGUUCUCUAGCAAAUAGCCACAAUCUUUGAGCUUCUUUCUUCUUUAUCUCUACAAGCUGGUGCAUAAGGACCUUUUGUCAUAUAUAAUGCAGAACAUCCAUGAUGAGUAAACCUGUUGGUACAAAUACCUGGUUUUGGAGUCUGGCAGCGUUGUUGGUUCAUCAGUUUUUGUCCAGUUAUCAUCAUACAAGUAGGAAAAUGAUUACCAAACUAUUUUUAGUCAUUUGAUAUUUCCUUGAUGGCACCUUAGAAGUUCUUAAACUUGCUAGUAAUGCUUUAUAUGUUUGAAGUAUUGUGGAUAGGUUUGUAUUUAUAUGGAAAAUGUUUGUACCGCAUAUAGUUGUAUAGAAGGUCUGGGAGAAAGAACAAUACAAAUCAGUGUAGGAAGCAGCAGGGGAAUGAGAGAAAAUAGUGGAAAGAGAGAAUUUUAGAAACUAUUGUGCAUCAGAAUUUAUUGAUUAUUGUUGAAGCAGCACUCUCUACGUCUCAUGACGACUUUGUUUGACCAAUGGCCACAAUAAAUAUUAGAAUCCAAUAUCAAUUUAUUCAACAUGA
Vigna radiata var. radiata (mung bean) is the source of this 2850-nucleotide messenger RNA. RefSeq names its product serine/threonine-protein kinase STY17. Gene Ontology annotation, biological process: regulation of DNA-templated transcription; protein phosphorylation. NCBI's taxonomy places the organism in Eukaryota, Viridiplantae, Streptophyta, Magnoliopsida, Fabales, Fabaceae. The coding region runs from base 150 to 2312 and encodes 720 amino acids. The transcript has 13 exons. Gene Ontology annotation, molecular function: protein kinase activity; ATP binding. The record is from RefSeq and is a predicted model, not a curated record.